Molecule: messenger RNA, 3120 nt
Organism: Plasmodium vivax (malaria parasite P. vivax)
Lineage: Eukaryota; Apicomplexa; Aconoidasida; Haemosporida; Plasmodiidae
Exons: 1
Coding region: 1-3120 (1039 amino acids)
Biological process (GO): 7-methylguanosine cap hypermethylation; 7-methylguanosine RNA capping
Cellular component (GO): nucleus
Molecular function (GO): RNA cap trimethylguanosine synthase activity
Source: RefSeq, a predicted model, not a curated record
AUGAUUCGAAAGACGUACAAAAAUUUCAACGAGCCCCGAGACAGCGACAAGACGUUGAACCUGUGCUUCCUGGUUCACCCGAGCUACUACACAGUGCUGGAGUUGGAGGAAGAAGAUUUAAUAAACAAUGAAAUACGGCACAACUUCCUGCAGCUCGCAAGAAAAAUUAAUUUAUAUGACAAAACAGAGCCAAAGAAAAAUUACAAAAAAACAGAUAACCUAGCCAGAGAGCUAAGUUAUAUCAAAAGCUGGGAAUUACUAAAGCACACGUAUAAAUUUAAGAUGCCCAUUUUAUUUCAAAAUUUACAGAAAUUUAAUUUGCACAAUCAUGAGGUGAUUAAUUAUUUUUCCAUAAAUUACUACGCGAGGAAAAGAAACCUAGUGAGGAAUAAAACAAUGGCAACGGUACAUAAGGACAGGUGCUUUAUCAUCGACACGGAUAUGGUGUACUCCAUGACCCCAGAGUAUAUUGCCAAGAAUAUCGGGCAUAGCUUAAUUCCGGUGGAGAAGAAACAAUUUAGGAGGAGGCCAAGGGUUAGAAGGGAGCGAGCGCUGCCUUUGAGUGAGAGGAAGAAGAGGCGUUACAAUGAAAAUGUGUUGGUGCGGAAGGACAGCGGAGAGGAAGAAGUGGAGGAAGUGGCAGAAGUGGAGGAAGUGGCAGAAGUGGACGAAGUGGCAGAAGUGGACGAAAUGGGCGAAGUGGCAGAAGUGGACGAAAUGGGCAAAGUUGGCAUAGCGACACACGUAGGCGAGGUACCGAGCGCGCCCACUCCAACGAACAAGGGGGACUCAGACAAAGUGCUAAUUUACCUGGACCCCUUUUGCGGGGCGGGCGGAAAUAGCCUAAGCAUGUCCCACGUUUUCACCAUCUCGUCAGACAUAGAACUGGCCAGAGUAAAGGAAUGCCAACAUAAUUGCAAAUUUUAUAAUAACAACGUAGAUUUUAUUGUGUGCGAUUUUUUUAAUAUAGUAAAUUUAUUUAGGGAAAAUACAAUCGACGUAGUUUUUUUGAGUAUUCCCUGGGGAGGACCAUCAUACAAAAAGAAAAAAAAUUUCAAGUUAAACAGCCCAGGGAGGAAGUUAACUGUAUAUUCCUGUUUGAGGGAGUCCUUGAAGUUAACAAAAAAUGUAAUUUUUUAUUUGCCUCGAAAUGUGCGUAUGGCUGAUUUGUAUGGCUUAUUUUGGUACUACCAGAAAUUGGCCAAUGGAAAGAAUAAAGUAAAAAACCAAAGCAUUUCGAAUGAACUUUUCAUCGAGCUGUAUGCCAACAGAGUGAGGUGCCUAGUGGACGAACAGCAAGACAAUUCUCUGCAGAAUUUUCACUAUUUUUUUAACAAGCAGGCAGACAUGCCGAGCAACGAGUUUGACAUUGGGAAGCAGGGGAAUCUGUUCAGCGUCAACAUAGACAAGUGCAACCAGUUUUUGACUCUGCCCAAGGCGCAAAGGAGGAAGAAGAAGAAGAAGAGGACCGUUGGGCAUGUGGAGGAUAUUUACAGGAUUAGCGUGGGGGGGGAGAGAAGUGAGGCCAAGGCGGAGGCGAAACGGGAGGGAGGCACAAAAGGGGGUGGCACAAAAGGGGGAGGCACAAAAGGAGGAGGUGGUACAGAAGGAGAAGGAGGCACAAAAAUCGAAGUCCAAACGGGUGCCCCAAUCGAAGAAGGCGCAACAGUCGAAGUCCAAACGGGUGCCCCAAUCGAAGAAGGCACAGAAGUCCACGCCCAAACGGGUGCCCCAACCGAAGAAGGCACAGCAGCCCACGCCCAUCGUGGCAGGAAGAAGAAGCGCGCGUCGCUGUGGAAGUGGCACAACACGUGCAUGGUCGUAUACCUGGGGAAAAUAACCAAAGUGCUAAAAAAAAACAAAACGAUCAACUACAACAGCAUAUACUACCUGCACAAGGAGUUAUCCAAAUGUACCAUGGAAAAGGUGAAAAAUAAAGGCGAGACGAAUUUUUCCCUGUACAGGCAUUUAUGUAAUAAAAAAAAAAACGUCCUUCACAAUAUCACGAGGAAAGUUGAAAAGAGGGAAAUUUGUGUGAAUAAAAAUGAAAGGACGUAUAACAUUUUAAUUAACCACAGAAAUGUCUCCUUCCUAAAUUACUUUAUUGAUAAAAAAUUAAACGAACUGAUGAGCAACAUCCUUGGCCUUUUUUUUAAAAAUGUAAAAAAUAUUAUGGGCUAUGAAAAAGUCAGCUUUUUAAAUAAAGUUUUUAUUAACUUGGACAAUUCCAUGUUUAACGCUUUGACGAGAAGAUUGACCAUGGGACAUAACGUAAAAAAAUACGAAACGUAUAUUUAUUCGGACAUGUUGGGUAAAAGUUGCGGGCUAUACGUCAUAACAGAUUACUUUAACAUGAUUUUGAGUGAAAUUAAAAAAGUGGUGAUCAUUCUGUUUGGCAUAUAUCUGCACGAUAUCAGUUUUAUGAAAUAUUUUUUUAAAUUUUACAAAGCAAAAGUGCCAAUAAAAAAAUUGAGAAAUAAAAAAAAUUUUAAAAACAUCCACUAUACCAUUGUUCGACUGCUGUUCAAAUUUGUCCUCUACAUUGAUUUGUUUAAAAAUGUGUUAAGCAAUAAUAUCAAGUUGGAGGAAUUUUUCAACAAAAAUGUUGUGAGCACCGGGCUGGCGAAUUUAUUGGAACAUUUGGACAUUGCAAACAAUGACUAUAACUUUAUUAGGCAUAAAAGUAAAAAGGACUUUUCCUUUUCUUUUAAAAAUUUAAUCAAAAAUUUUAUUACCCUCUCCGUUAACAUGGAGAUGAAUGGAAAGUUGAUACUCACGGAGGAGAUUACCAAUUUGUAUUUUCGAUUUUUGUUCAACGUGUAUGAUCCGAAUGUUCUCCUAUACGAACUGCAGAGUAGCCUUUACGAAGAGCAAGGGGAAGACGAAGACCAGGUGAAGUGCUACCAGUGGCAUUUGUGCCUUUCCACGGUGAACUUCCUCACCAAGCAGUUUUUUUACAACAUGAACAUAAUGUCCUUCCUGGAUUAUUUCAAUUCGCUGAUUUAUUUCUACUUCAACCAGAUGUAUGUUUUGUCCAAGUGCCACCGGAAUUAUUCAAAUUUGUUUGUGGCCCGUUUGAAUAGUUUCCUCUACGACAGUUUUUGCGUCAAAAUUUUGUAG